Messenger RNA from Malaya genurostris, 3143 nucleotides. RefSeq names its product pro-resilin (gene Muc91C). Gene Ontology annotation, molecular function: transcription coactivator activity. The transcript is spliced from 4 exons. The record is from RefSeq and is a predicted model, not a curated record. Lineage: Eukaryota; Metazoa; Arthropoda; Insecta; Diptera; Culicidae. Gene Ontology annotation, biological process: positive regulation of transcription by RNA polymerase II. Bases 261 to 2450 code for a protein of 729 amino acids. Gene Ontology annotation, cellular component: RNA polymerase II transcription regulator complex.
CUUUUGUUUAGUUUUCGGUAUAAAAGUGACGAUUAUUCCGAUUUGAAUAUCAUUCAGUUAAGUACAUCGGUUCGGUUCAUCACAUUUUAAGACGGCUUAACCGUUCUCCGUUCCGAGAACAGUUCCAUCGUCUGCUAGCAUAUCUUCAGCACUGUACUGUACCGUGCAGUCAUAACGUAUCCUGCUGCGGAUUGACAAUUUGCCACCCCGUGGAAAACGGAAGGAUUCUCCAGCAGGCUCCACUAUAAUCGAAAACAAAUAUGAGAUUCCAAUCCCGGCUAUCUGUUGUUUUUGUACUAUGCUGCUACCUCGGACCAGCAUUUGCCGCGACACUGACGAAGCGAGAGGCACCUCUUCCUGGCGGUAGUUAUUUGCCACCGUCAAGCGGAGGAGGUGCCGGUGGUUAUCCGCCUGCUGGACCGCCAAGUGGAAGCUAUGGACCGCCGAGCAACGGUAACGCAAAUGGAGGUGGUUAUCCAUCAAACGGUGGCGCUCCAUCUCAACAAUAUGGAGCUCCUUCCUCAGGUGGUGGCUUCGGAUCUCCGUCUCAACAGUAUGAUGUUCCAUCGACACCAUCUCAACAAUAUGGCGCUCCAUCCAAUGGGAACGGCUUUGGAUCGAGACCCCAAGCUCCUUCCCAACAAUAUGGCGCUCCAUCCAAUGGAAACGGUUUCGGUGGUCAAGCCCCAUCUCAACAGUAUGGUGCUCCUUCUAGUCCAUCUCAGCAGUACGGUGCACCAUCUAAGAGUAAUGGAAACGGUUUCGGUGGACGUCCACAAACACCUUCUCAACAAUAUGGGGCACCAAGCAAUGGUCAUGGAUCCAAUGGUGGCUCACGCCCAUCACAACAAUACGGUGCUCCUUCGCAGCAGUACGGAGCUCCAAGCAACGGAAAUGGUGGAUCACGUCCUCAAGCUCCUUCUCAGCAGUAUGGUGCCCCUAAUGGUAAUGGAAACGGUGGAUCGCGUCCUCAAGCACCAUCGCAACAGUAUGGUGCACCAUCUCAGCAGUACGGUGCCCCUACCAACGGAUAUAGUGGAUCUCGCCCUCAAACUCCAUCUCAACAAUAUGGUGCACCAACCAACGGAGCACCGUCUCAGCAAUAUGGAGCUCCAAGUAAUGGUAAUGGACACGGUGGAUCAUCAAUCAGCUCUCCAUCUCAACAGUAUGGUGCCCCCUCACAACAGUAUGGUGCUCCAAGCAACGGAAAUGGUGGAUCACGUCCACAAAGUCCAUCUCAACAAUACGGUGCGCCAUCUGCUGGUGCUCCAUCCCAGCAAUACGGAGCCCCAUCCCAACAGUAUGGAGCACCGUCACAGCAGUACGGAGCCCCGGCCAGCGGUGCUCCAUCGCAACAAUAUGGUGCUCCGUCUCAACAAUAUGGAGCUCCAAGUAAUGGCAAUGGCAAUGGCAACGGUAAUGGACAUGGUUCAAAUGGCGGUUUUCGUCCACAAACUCCAUCCCAACAGUACGGAGCUCCAUCCAAUGGUGCGCCAUCUCAACAAUAUGGUGCUCCGGCACAGUCUCGCCAGUCAGGACCUCCAGCCACUAGUUACGGAGUCCCAGCCGGCCCAUCAAAUGGAGGACGCCCAUCUAGCCAGUAUGGCGCUCCUGCUCCUGGAAAUGGAAAUGGUAAUGGUAAUGGAGGAUUUGGUGGACGUCCGAGUCAACAGUAUGGAGCACCAUCUACUGCAGUAGCCCGUCCUUCAAGUCAGUAUGGAGCGCCCGCUCUCGGAGGAAAUGGUAACGGUAAUGGUCCAUCUCAGCAAUAUGGUGCCCCAUCUCAAAAUGGUAAUGGCAAUGGUUUUGGUGCCCGGCCAUCCCAGCAAUAUGGUGCCCCAGCUCCAUCUAGCAACGGAAAUGGAUUCGGAUCUCGUCCGUCUCAGCAAUAUGGAGCUCCAGCUCCAGGUAGUAACGGAAACGGUUUCGGAGCUCGUCCAAGUCAAUCUUAUGGAGCCCCGUCUGCCAGUGCUAGCCGCCCUUCUUCGCAAUAUGGUGCUCCAGCUCCAGGCAGUAAUGGAGGAGCUCCUUCAUCCCAAUAUGGUGCUCCUUCCGGAGGAAAUGGACACAGCAGCGCUCCGUCUUCUCAAUACGGUGCUCCUUCCGGAGGAAAUGGACACAGCAGCGCUCCGUCUUCGCAAUACGGUGCUCCUUCCGCACCAUCUCAGCAAUAUGGUGCACCCAGUCAAUCUUCUUCCCAAUUUGGUGCCAUUUCCGCUCCGUCUCAGCAAUAUGGUGCCCCGAGCAAUGGAAAUGGACACAGUACUGGAGGAUUCCAGUCUAGUGUGUCUGGAAAUGGACUUUCACAAGCCUCGUUUUCGGCCAGCAGUUUCUCAUCAAACGGCAAUGGUGCCUCUUCCAGCAGUGGAUAUAGUUCCGGUAAACCCGGCUCAUCAAUUCCAGACACUAUUCCACAGUCAUACACCUCUAGUGGAGGCUACAACUACUAAGUACUGACCAAAACCCCAAACUGAUCCAUGACCACUAAUCAAAAGCAAUCUCCGAUUGAAAUGUGCCGUAAAAUAGCGUUUUACUUGUUCGACUAUGUACUACCACUUCUAAAUGAUCUUGUCUUUAUUAAAAUACAACAACUGGUCCUAACCUUACCUUCUCCAUACAAAAACAAUCAACAUGUAAUACUCUAAUAUAAACUUCUAAAACGCUGUAUGCCAAUGUGAAUAUCUCGAACGGAACUAUGUUUAAUUGUUUACGGUUAAUUAAUUUAAAUUAUUAUAAUAUUAUAGGUUAGUUGUAUGAUUUAUUUUUUUUGUAUGAUAUAAACCACAGCUUGAAAGAAAGAACUAUAAAUCUUCACAGCAGAAAGUCGAACAAAUCGCCUUAACGAGAAAGUACGAAUACUGUAGGCAAGAUUUCAACAAAGCAAGCUAGCUCACACGAUUUGUACUGAUGCACGAGGCAAUGCACGCGCGCAGAUCAAUUUUGCGUACCAUGCAUUUACAGAUGCGUAUCUACGCAUUUCCAUCCCAACAGAAACGGGUUGAUUUGGUCCGAAGUAUUGAAUUAUUUUUGCCAUCGCAUGAAAUUGUUUCACAUAUAGUUGGACUAUUUUUCCAGCAGGAGCACGAUAAAAAAAAAGGGCAAAAAAUAAAACAAAGCAUUUGCAAUCAUCAUUUUCCUCCAAA